CGGCUGUGUGGGCGCUGAGCUGCUGGCCAGGGUCAGCCCACCACAGGGGACCAGGCUGGGCUUUCUGCCCUGUCUGCUACGGCUCCUCUGACCCCAGGCUGUCCCCAGAGGACCACGAGUGGCUGCUGAGUGAAGAGGUCGACAUUCUGCCCUUCCUUCUCCUGCCUCUCGCAGGCCCUGAGGAAUUUCCUGAGGAUGAGAUGGAAAGGCUGCCCGUGGACCUGCAGUACCUGCCGCAGGACAAGCAGCGGGAGGAAGAACCCGAUAUCCGGAAGAUGCUGCUGGAAGCCAUCAUGCUGCUGACAGCCACCAAGGCUGGCCGGCACGUCGUGAGGGAGAAGGGGACGUACCUGAUCCUGCGGGAGCUGCACCGCUGGGAGCGGGAGCCCGAGGUGCUGGCUGCCUGCGAGAAGCUCAUUCAGGUGCUGAUCGGGGACGAGCCUGGCCCGGGGAUGGAGAACCUGCUGGAGGUGAGCGUCCCCGAGGAGGUGGAGGAGCAGCUGCGACGCCUGGAUCGGGAGGAGGAAGACCGCUGGCGGCGGGAACGGGAGGAGGAGGAGGAGGAGGAGGAGGAGCAGCACGAGGCGCAGGGGUCACAAAAAGACGCGGAGGGGAGCAGAACCCCGGGAUGCGCUCCCUCCGGCUCCGACCUCUAUAGGGACGCUCUCGGGGACCGAUGGAAGCGCAGCGCCUGCUGCCUGCCGGCCUCUCGGAAGCAGAGCUCGGGCAGGCGCUUACCUGCCUGCAAGGAACUGGUGUUUCACCAUCCCCACGGCUGCCGAAGAGCAUCUCCUCCGCCUCGCUGCGCCCAGCGUUGGCUUUCUGACCCCGACCAGAACCUCAGUCUUCUCCCCGCAAGUAAAGGCAGCGUGUAA
Messenger RNA from Egretta garzetta (little egret), 875 nucleotides. It is a transcript of the gene HGH1, whose product is annotated as HGH1 homolog. Lineage: Eukaryota; Metazoa; Chordata; Aves; Pelecaniformes; Ardeidae. The annotation marks the transcript as partial. The record is from RefSeq and is a predicted model, not a curated record. The transcript has 5 exons.